AAUUUUUACCUUCCUAGAUUUAAUUUUUGUAAUUGUAAAUUUACUACUAGACAAUUAAGCUAAAAAAGAGACUGCAACCAAAUGUAGAAAUGCAUUUUUUUGACAACUAUCUUAGACUCGACCAACUGAACUAAUUCCAAGCAAAAUUCAGUAAUUAGAUCAAUUAAAAUCUGCUUAAUCUUAUCUAAUAUUAAAUGCAAACAUACUAUUUGUACUAAAUUUGCAGGCUACUACUUACUACACAAUUCCUGUUAAUGUUAUCACAUGACAGAAUAAGAAAUAUGAUUUUUGGUUGAGUGGGUGGAAUGUGGAAAGCACAAAUGAAAGCAAAAAAUAAUUCUCACUAAUCACUAUAUAUAUAUACCUUCACAUGUCUUUCUAUGUAAACAUAUCAAUAGCUUAACUCUCUCCAAAAGAAACUAAGGUUCAUGGAAGUGUUAUUGUUAUUUCUAGCUGUAUUUGUUGCAUUGACAAGCUUGAAUGUAGUAGAGAGCCGCAAAACUCCAGUUCUGGAAUAUUUUGAGUAUUGUGCUGUGAACUGCAGAGCUUACAGUGCCUCAUUGACGGAUUUCGGUGGCGUUGGAGAUGGAGAAACUUUGAACACAAAAGCUUUUCAGACAGCUAUAGAUCAUUUGAGUCAGUACUCAUCAAAUGGUGGUUCACAGCUUUAUGUUCCACCUGGAAGAUGGUUGACUGGUAGUUUCAAUGUCACCAGCCAUUUCACUUUGUUCAUCCACAAAGAUGCUGUCAUUCUUGGCUCUCAGGAUGAAAAUGAUUGGCCAGUGAUUGAUCCCUUGCCAUCUUAUGGUAGAGGGAGGGACACCCAGGGUGGAAGGUUUAGGAGUCUCAUUUUUGGAACCAACCUUACAGAUGUAAUCAUAACAGGGGACAACGGUACACUAGAUGGACAAGGUGAACUGUGGUGGCAAAAGUUUCACCAUGGGCAGCUUAGUUAUACCAGACCUUACCUAAUUGAAAUCAUGUAUUCAGAUAAUAUUCAGAUAUCCAAUCUCACUUUGGUUAAUUCUCCCUCCUGGAAUGUCCAUCCUGUUUACAGCAGCAACGUUAUUGUUCAAGGAAUCACAAUUCUUGCGCCCGUGAACUCGCCAAAUACAGAUGGAAUCAACCCUGACUCUUGCACGAACACACGAAUUGAGGACUGUUAUAUAGUGUCAGGGGACGAUUGUGUGGCUGUGAAGAGUGGUUGGGAUGAGUAUGGUAUAGCUUAUGGAAUGCCAACGAAGCAACUGGUAAUCAGAAGGCUCACUUGUAUUUCUCCAACGAGUGCCGUGAUUGCUUUAGGGAGUGAAAUGUCUGGUGGAAUCGAAGAUGUGAGGGCUGAGGACAUUGUAGCCAUCAAUUCAGAAUCAGGAGUCAGGAUCAAAACUGCUGUUGGAAGAGGAGGUUAUGUCAAGGACAUAUAUGUUAGAAGAAUGACUAUGAAAACUAUGAAAUGGGCAUUUUGGAUGACAGGAGAUUAUGGUUCUCAUGCUGAUAACAACUACGAUCCUAAUGCACUUCCUGUGGUUCAGAACGUUAAUUAUCGCGACAUGGUUGCUGAUAAUGUGACUAUGGCAGCAAAAUUAGAGGGUAUAUCUAAUGCACCAUUUACUGGAAUCUGCAUAUCCAAUGUAACCAUUGGACUAGCAAAGAAGGCUAAAAAAGUUCCAUGGAAUUGUACUGAUAUUGCUGGGAUUUCGAGUGGUGUGACUCCUUCCCCGUGUGAUCUAUUGCCAGACCAAGGAGUGCAGAAAAUAGGGGCAUGUACCUUCCCAGAAGACAAUUUGCCGAUUGAAGAUAUCAAGGUUCAAACGUGUACUUAUUAUAGAAGGAAAUUGUGAUGAUAGUAUAGAAAGAAUGUCUCAUUUCAAGGGAGCAAUUCAAACACUGUAAUACUUUCAAAAACUGUUUGUACUUUGUGUUUCAAUCAUUAGACUAUUGGAGACUUAUAAAAACUCUUAACAAAGGGCAACCCCAACAAUGAAACAAGACUAAGUCAAUAAUAAAUAUAUAUGUUUAAGCCA
This is a messenger RNA of Cicer arietinum (chickpea), 2024 nucleotides long. RefSeq names its product probable polygalacturonase. Lineage: Eukaryota; Viridiplantae; Streptophyta; Magnoliopsida; Fabales; Fabaceae. Gene Ontology annotation, biological process: carbohydrate metabolic process. Gene Ontology annotation, molecular function: polygalacturonase activity. The record is from RefSeq and is a predicted model, not a curated record.